AUGGUCGUCCAACAAGCAGAGUUACGUGCUCCCGGUAGCAGUGGCCGUGAAGCCAGAGAUGGCUCUCCUACGAGAAAAGUCCUUCCUAGCAGCGGCAGACGUACACCUAGUGGUGGUGCAGAACAUUGGUACUACUUAUUGCAAUGAGCAGUUUCUUCUGAGUUUUCUCCUCUAAAUGAACCUAAAAAUGGCUCUUGAAAAGCUGCAUGUGUACUCCUCUAGAAUCUUCAGUGGCUUGUGUUGGACUUCGUGCAAUGACUUGCUUUCUUGUCAGUCUAUGCAUCCUCUCCCGCUAUCCGCUUGUUCUUUCAUUCAGGUUCGCCGGUUUCUCUGUUCCUUCGCAUGACAUCAGAGCUGCGUCGCAAGUACACCGCCGGCGACCCGGUUCUGUCCCCAUGCUGAACUUGAUCAGGGAAAGCCGCAUAGGCUUCGCGCCCAAGGAUGUCAGGGAGUACCGUGGCAGCGGCAUGCUGCGUCGGCCACUGCGUUCCUCUGGCGACGACUGCUGUAGCAGAACUUGCAGUGAUGGAGGCUGGUUCGGUUCUUGGUUCGGAAAUAACUCCUCAGCCAGGGAAGACGAGUGGGCCUUCAAUCUGAGAAGUGGUCAAUGGGCACGCGCAGACGUAGGGGCUACAGGAGUUGCAUACAGUGGGCAAACGAACUACAAUACGCACGUGAAGCGCAUGGUCCUCAACAGUUCUUUGACGAAGUCCUCAAAUGGAAAAGUUCUCGGCGCAUUGCAAUUAUCUCAAAGUAAAAGUAGGAAAACCAGAAAUGGAGGCGGACGCAGAGGAAGUCAAACCAAAGACGGUGGUAGUGCCGACACCACGACCGAAACCGAAAGUGCUUCUGAAGACAUCGUUCUUUCUGAAGAACAGAUAGGGCACCUCCAACUUGAGGAGUUGGUAGCUGAAUUUCCUAUGGACCCGAAGAUCGUGCUGAAGGGCUCGUUGACCCAAAUAUUCCCCGAUGGUGGGCCUUCUGUUGAACGAUUUUUGGUUUUGCUUCAGGAUGGACGCGUUUUUCAGUUCAAGGAUACAGGAGAGUUCGAAGUUCAAAUGACAGCAUCUCGUACGUCGAAGAAAAGCAGCAGUUACGCGAACGGAUCUCCUAAGGGAAAACAAGGCGAUAGCACAAACAAAGAUCUUCAAGAAGUAGACGCAGGAGUCGAUUUGUCUCUGGGAGGUUCUCAGGCUAUGACCUCUGCAGGUAGUACUCUGUUUUCGAGUACAACAGCACGGAGCACACUACGAAAAGAUGGGCAACAUUAUAAUAGAGGAUCUUCCGAUAGAAAAACCACAGACAUAGGCUGCUUGGCGGAGGCAAUCUAUCCGAUGGCGCCUCUAGGUAAUUGCAGGGUUGCGCGAGGUCUAGAACGCGGAACUUUCGAGAUUCUGGACUGGAGAGGACACGUCAUUUCUAUUUUCGAAGGUGCACCUGCGGAAGGGAAAGAGACCACCGCUGCUGAAGAGACCACCGCUGCUGAAGAGACCACCGCUGCUGAAGAGACCACCGCUGCUGAAGAGACCACCGCUGCUGAAGAUACCACCGCUUAUGGAGAGAAAAUGAACACGACACCUACGGAUAACGCGAUGACAGGAGAUGAGGCACAACAAGGAGAAGAGAUAGUAGAGUACCGUAGUCAGAAUCCUAGCACAGAGGCGUGGUUACAGGCACUGGCAGAAUGUGAGUAAAGUUUAAGUCAUUUAUUAUAGCAAAUUGUGUGCAGGUGAAAGAUUUAGGACAGACCUGACUUCUGUACAUCGACGUCCUCGUAGUAAGGUGUAAAAAAUGUUGAUUCAUCCAUGUUUGACUUGUUCUCCGAAGUGGAUACAAUACCAUUUCAAUGAUGAAGAUGGUGGACCCCACAACCCUAUUUCAAGAUUGACAUAGGUGGAACAAAACAGCCACGUUGUGAAAAAAGGACACACGCCGUCGACGGCGUGCGGACACUAUUGAUUUGAGGAAGGGAAUCGCUGUUCAAAGUGUGCUUGCUCCGAUGAACACGGAUUGGCAACCACAAGAGCUAUGGAUGUAGUUUUUUCCAUUUUUCAGAUCAUCUAGGCUGCUCCUUUUGAAGUUUUCAUUCCAAACGAAGGAUUGGAGGUUGCUGUCUCUUCCGCUUUGAUCUGUAUGUUCAUCACAUCAAUGUGCA
Messenger RNA from Amoebophrya sp. A25, 2155 nucleotides. The record is from the annotation of a GenBank genome assembly. NCBI's taxonomy places the organism in Eukaryota, Dinophyceae, Syndiniales, Amoebophryaceae.